AUGACCUCCAGGCCAAUACGCAAGCUCCCCAAGCCCGCGCUCUAUCCCGCCUCUGGUUCCCGAUGGAACCUCAAUCCAUCCCUCCGACUCCAGUUUUCUCGUCGUUGCAGGUCCACGGCGGCCGCCAGUAGCAGCCGGCUCCUGCGGAAGGUAUUUCCCAAGAGAUAUCUGGCACAAGUCCGGUCUGAACCCAUCUCCGAGGUCUGGUUUACAGCAUCGGCUCCAAAAUCCGGUCCUGCGGAUGAGUUACUCGGCACAACACCUCCAAGAAGCAAUGGGACACAGGAUCACAAGCCUCCAGAUGAGCGCUUACUGAGACUGGGAAAGACCCUCCGACGACUGUCCCCGCUGCUUCCCAACAUCCUCACAACCCCUCUCCCGAACGAUAUUCUGUCUCCUAAUAUCUCUCUCCACCUCUUUCCCUCGACGCAUCCUCAUCUACCUGCGGUGAAAGGCCGCGUCGCCUACCACGCUGCACUCUGGACCGCCCCAGUUGCUUGGGGAUGCGUCCCAAUCGUAGGAAACGUCAAAUUGAAAAUCAUCUCGGAGAAAGUCGUUCGAACAGGGUUUGCCUAUCUGACUCCGGCCAAUGAAAAUGAAGGCGAGGCUUCAGAUCUGAGCGAAGAAAAACUCGUGGUCAGAUGGAAGACUGAGCCCAAGCAGAAUGGAAACGGAAAUCCAUCUGCCGACGCCGGAGCCUCAUCGUCAGUACAAUCAAAUGCCGCCUCUGACAGCGGCAUCAAUCGAGGCCUGUCGAAACUCCUUGGCGGCGAUAAACCAAUAUUUAACCUCAACAAAGGCGAUGACUUCACAGGCCUCUUCAUUUUUACAUUUGACUCCAAAGGCCGUAUCUCUAGCCAUACCAUUGAACACGCUGAUGAGAACAAUGGGUUCGAUAAGACCAGCAAAGUCGUCACGUUGACAGACUGGCUUUUGGGAAAGGCCAAGUGGAGAAGAGGCAGAGACAAGGAACAGGAGCUUGUACCAGGAUUGGCAAUGAGGGUGUGCAGGGACGAAUGGAAUAUCAGGAGACGGUUGCCCUGA
Rhinocladiella mackenziei CBS 650.93 is the source of this 1044-nucleotide messenger RNA. RefSeq lists its product as uncharacterized. The coding region runs from base 1 to 1044 and encodes 347 amino acids. The record is from RefSeq and is a predicted model, not a curated record. NCBI's taxonomy places the organism in Eukaryota, Fungi, Ascomycota, Eurotiomycetes, Chaetothyriales, Herpotrichiellaceae. The transcript has 2 exons.